AUGUCUUGUCCCCCAGAUUUGGAAAAGUCGAGCCACCAUACAGACUCGCCCAGCCAUGACGGACGCCAGAGAAGCCAAGAAGAAAUUCGAUUUGCAAAAGGGGAAGACCCAAAGUCCUUUAGUCCGCUCUAUAAGGCGUUUGUCACGUGGGAAAUGAGUAUGCUCGCCUUCGUCGGCUCUCUAGGUUCAUCUAUCAUGUCACCCGCACAGGCGGACAUGGCGAUGUAUCUGAAUAUCAGUGAGCAAGCUACAGUUUUGAGCUUGUCACUCUUUGUUCUUGGAUACGCAUUUGGCCCGCUGAUCUGGGCACCGAUAAGCGAGGUUUACGGUCGACGACUAUCCAUGCUUCCAGCUGUCUUCGGACUGUGCAUUCUGAGUAUCGGAACCGCUGUGAGCAAAGAGCCGGCUAGUGUGUUCAUUACGCGAUUUAUCGGGGGUGUUUUUGGCUCGGCGCCCAUCAGCAAUGUGUCUGCGGCGCUAGGUGAUAUUUAUGAUCCCCGCGUGAGAGGAGUACCUAUGGCCUUCUAUGCCCUUUGUGUGAUUGGAGGGCCCACUCUUGCACCAAUUGUUGGUGCAGCAUUAACCGCCAAUCCUCACCUUGGAUGGCGAUGGACUGAGUAUCUGGAAGCCAUCAUCGGAUUUGCCGUCUUAAUCACUACGGUAUUUUUUCUACCUGAAACAUAUGCCCCGGUUCUCCUCCGAAGAAAGGCUCAGUUGAUGCGAAAGAAAACCGGUGACCCGAGCUACUGGCAUGCAUCUGAAAGAAACAAGAUGGAUUUGAAAACAACUAUUACGAAGCAAUUAAGUCGUCCUUUGCAAAUGUUCUUUUUAGAGCCAAUGGUGUUCACAAUUGCCUUAUAUGCCUCUCUGGUUUACGGGAUACUAUUCUUGACUCUCGAAGUCUUUCCCAUUGUCUUUAAAGAGAAACGCCAUUGGAGCCCUGUAAUUUCUACUCUUCCAUUCUUGGGCUUACUAGUCGGUGUCAUCUUCGCACUUGCAGUCAACAUUGUCAGUCAGCCAUAUUAUGCCCGUACGGUUGCAAAAAACAACGGCAAGGCGGUUCCAGAAGCGCGUUUGCCGCCAAUGAUAAUUGGAGGUUGUCUUUUCUCGAUAGGGCUCUUCUGGUUUGGAUGGACUGCAGACCCAAAAAUUGCGUGGGAGUCGCCUAUAAUCGCCGCCGGAUUCAUUGGUGCCGGGUUCAAUAUUGUUUUCCAACAAUGCCUCAAUUUCUUGGUCGAUACUUACGGUCAAUAUGCUGCAAGUGCCGUGGCAGCAAACAACCUCCUUCGUUGCUUAAUGGCUUGUGGCCUGCCAUUGGCGGCGAGACCCAUGUUUCUGGCAUUGGGAGUGGGACCCGCAUCGAGCAUACUCGGUGGAAUAUCGAUUCUGGCCUUGCCUGUUCCCUUUUUGUUCAUGAAAUAUAGUGCUGUACUUCGCAAAAGAUCGAAGUUCAUUGUUUCAUGA
This is a messenger RNA of Penicillium antarcticum, 1464 nucleotides long. RefSeq names its product MFS transporter. The record is from RefSeq and is a predicted model, not a curated record. The transcript has 5 exons. Bases 1 to 1464 code for a protein of 487 amino acids. NCBI's taxonomy places the organism in Eukaryota, Fungi, Ascomycota, Eurotiomycetes, Eurotiales, Aspergillaceae. Gene Ontology annotation, biological process: transmembrane transport. Gene Ontology annotation, molecular function: transmembrane transporter activity.